GAUGGACAGAGUCACAGAAGACGCCUUGCGCCUCAACCUGCUGAAGCGCGGUCUGGAGCAGCCGGACGAUCGUGAGGAUGUCCUGGCCAAGCAGCUGAAGAUGGAGGGACACGAGGCCAUGGAGAGGCUGAAGAUGUUGGCCUUACUGAAGAGAAAGGACCUUCCGGGACUGGAGCUGCCGCACGAGCACCCGACCAAACCGGACGGCCUGAAGAUGUACGAGGAGAAGAUGAACGGGAACCUCCGGCCUCACGUGGACACCCGGCCGGGGGGGAGACACGGCAAGGAGAACAUGGAGGAGCCCGUGGACAUGAGCUCCAGACGGAGUGACCAGGACCGGGCCGGACUGACCCCUUCUCCAGACGUCAUCGUCUUGUCUGACAAUGAAGCCUCGAGCCCCCGCUCCAGCUCCAGAUUAGAAGAUCGGAUUAGGGGGGCCAACCUGGAGAUGUUCAAGGGUAAGACUCUAGAGGAGCGUCAGCAGCUCAUCAAACAGCUGAAGGACGAGCUCCGGCUGGAGGAGGCGCGCCUGGUCCUGCUGAAGAAGCUGCGGCAGAGUCAGCUCCAGAAAGAGAACGUCCUACAGAAGACUCCUGUCGUACAGAACGCAGCAACCAUAGUCCAGCCGUCCCCGGCACACGUGGGGCAGCCCAACAUUGCAAAAGUCCCGUCACGGCCAGGCGCUCCAGGAAUGGAGGUGCAGAAUCUGAGGGGCGUCCAGACCCACAGUGUCAUCAGAUCGUCCUCCAAUGCCCCCCUGCCCCACAUGAUGAUGUCACAGAGAGUCAUCGCUCCAAACCCGACACAACUCCAGGGACAGUGUGUGCCACCCAAAACAACUCUGAUCCGCAACAGUACACCGGGCAUGACGCAGGCCCUGAACUACCCACAGACCAGCUCAUCGGUCCCCUGUCAGCGUAACUCCUCCACAUCAGCCAUGUACAUGAACCUGGGCUCUCACAUGCAGGCGGGUCCUGUGAACAGAGUGUCUUCACCGCUGCCCAGCCCAAGUGCCAUGGGGGAUCCCGUCAGCUCUCAGGCGGCUGCUAAACUGGCGCUAAGGAAACAGCUGGAGAAGACGCUGCUGGAAAUCCCUCCGCCUAAGCCCCCCGCGCCGCUGCUUCACUUCCUACCCAGUGCGGCCAACAGUGAAUUCAUCUACAUGGUGGGACUGGAGGAGGUGGUGCAGAGCGUCAUAGACAGCCAAGGGAAGGGUCACUCCUCACUCCUGCACAUGGACCCCUUCACGUGUGCCCAGUGUCGUACCGACUUCACCACGCACUGGAAGCAGGAGAAGAGUGGAAAGAUCCUGUGUGAGCAAUGUAUGACCUCCAACCAGAAGAAGGCUCUGAAGGCCGAGCACACAAACCGACUAAAAAAUGCAUUUGUAAAAGCCUUGCAGCAAGAGCAGGAGAUUGAGCAGCGGUUACAGCACCAGGUCUCCAUGUCCCCCGGCACUCCUCCGGCAGUCACCAAACAGGAGAGCAUCAUCAGACAUCACUCCAUGCGGCAGGCCCCACAGCCGCAGAACUCUCUCCAGAGAGGGAUUCCAGCUGCCCGCUCCAUGUUGUCCAGUUUUGCCCAGGCGCCUCAGUUGCCCGUGGCUGGCAGUUUGCUUGGCAUGCCGGGUGUGAACAUCGCGUACCUGAACGCCGGGAUGGGAGGUCACAAAGCCGCCAGCCUGGCCGACCGGCAACGGGAAUAUCUCCUGGACAUGAUCCCCCCGCGCUCCAUAUCCCAGUCCAUCAGCGGGCAAAAAUAGCCCUCCGCCUCCUCCCCGCCGCAGCUAGCGGACGUUACUGGCGAUGGGGCCCGGCACCCGCCAGCCCCUCCCCCACCCCAGAGCAGCUUAUAAAGGUUCCGUGUUUGUGCUUUUGCCCUUUUCUCAGACUGGCUUUGAUUUUUUUUUUUUAUACAUUUUGUUUUCUGCUUGCGCCACGUCCGUCACACAGAACAUUUAGUGAACUUCUGAUGGAUGAGGCGCUGACCGGGACCUGCACGUGCCCCCGCAGCCGCUGCCAGUGACUUUUCUUGUGUACCCUGCAGCGAGAUGGGAUGUGGGGCACCUUGGAGGAACGACCCCCUAGUGAUGCACAGUCACCACCUAUCUGACACUCUGCAGUGCAGAGUAUUACUUUCCGUUAAACGGAAGAGGAUUCUCCUCCAUCAUCCGGUGGCCAUGGACGGGCCCCUCGACCACCCCCACGGCACCAGCUGCCUGCACUUCACGCUGUAGGACGGUGGACGGACCCUCGGCCCCCACCACAAGCUGUAUUUGCACUAAUCACCUGUCCAUGGCGCUGGAGGCUCGCUGAUGUCGUGCGGCCAUUGAUGGGAGCCCCCGGUGGAGGAUCAUGUGAACCACAACCCACAGAAGUGUUGACAAUAAGCAGUAUUGCGGCUGUUCUGGCUGACCCUGAGGGGACGGGCACCCUGUGACUCCCACGUUCACCGCCGGAGUGCCCCCCUUCUUACUGUGUUUUGGGGACUUGCACAGUAUAAAUAUUGCCCCACAUGUAUUACAAGGUGGACGGAAGUCGUCCAAAAGCACUUAACCCUAUGACAGCCUAUCCCCGCUGGACGUUCUCUGCAAAGAGUGUUACUAUGGAAACGUCCCGUAACCGCACUGCUGACCGUCCGCCAAGACCCCCCGCCCUCCCCCACACUGUAUUACAGUGGUGCUAAUGGUUCUGAAUAGGAGAGACAGGAGUGUAGGUGGUGGCAAGUGGGGGGGCAGGUGCUGCUCCGAUUUGGGGUAAGAGGUCGGAUUCCCAUUUGCUGCCAUUUUUUUUUUAUAACAGAUGGAAAUAAUCUGUUUCCUGCAUAGGGGCUGUGUGUGUGGCCCCUGGCUGAGGCGUCUGUCCCGCCCCCUAUAGUUUACGGUUUUUAUUUUAUUUCUAGUAAAAUGCCUGUUUAGUGACUACAACCCCCAUCCUCCUGGGCAGCUAUCUCCAGUGGGCGUUGUAGUUUGUACACCACAGGCAUUUUAUGUGAUCAUUUUUUUUAUUUUUUUUUUAUUCCUAAUUGUAGGAUUUCGGAAUCCACUUCUGCCUCUGAGUUGUACGGUGCUGUAGAGGCGUCCGGCGAUGACCCCCCCCCAUCACUUUUAUGCAAUGAUGUUCAUACCCCCCCAAAUCCAGUUCGGAGUUUUGGUUCUUUAUAAGAAAACGAUGAAACGUUGUUAUAAUUAUUUUGCUUGAGGUUUGAUGACAUUUUUUCUGUUCUCAGUGUAAAAAAAAAAAAAGAAAAAAAAACUUUAAAAAAAAGUUAUUUCUGGACAAAUGUAAACGAGAAGAAAAAAAGACAAAUUGUAAAUUAUGUAAAAAAAAAAAAAAAAAAACUACAACAAAAAAGGUCAAGACACAAACCGGAGCUUUAUCGUGUGCGUCACUGUGUAUCGUAGUCUGUGUCCCCCGCAGCAUGGCGCCAAAGGCAGCUCCGCCCUCUCCACCCCUCUUAUGAAUUUUGCCAUGAGGGGUGGGGGUAAGGAUGCCACCUUUUGCGCCAUGUAAAUAUCCCCCUAUCUUUCUUUUGGGUUUCCACAUUGUGUUUAUUGAGUUUGGGCUUCGGGAGGGGGCCGCACCCCCAUGUGACUCUCCUGUGCCCCGACAGUGACCGACAUCUGCAGAUAAAAAAAAAAAAAAAUUAAAAAAAAUAAUAAAACUAACGCUCAUUUUUGGAGAAAGGAUUUAAAAAAACAAAAAAAAAAACAACAAAAAAAAAUAAAAACCUGAAAACCCUUUGUAAUAUUUAUCACUUGCUAGCUGCGUUUAAUAAAGAAAGGAACAGUUUAUAACUUCU
Hyla sarda is the source of this 3801-nucleotide messenger RNA. RefSeq names its product GATA zinc finger domain containing 2B (gene GATAD2B). Gene Ontology annotation, cellular component: NuRD complex. The record is from RefSeq and is a predicted model, not a curated record. The coding region runs from base 2 to 1762 and encodes 586 amino acids. Gene Ontology annotation, biological process: negative regulation of transcription by RNA polymerase II. Gene Ontology annotation, molecular function: sequence-specific DNA binding. The transcript has 10 exons. NCBI's taxonomy places the organism in Eukaryota, Metazoa, Chordata, Amphibia, Anura, Hylidae.